AUGGUAAAAAAUUAUCCACCACCUCAGAUUAGCAAUGAUACAGUUAGAAAAUAUGUCAAUAAGAUCAGAUUUACUUUGAAGCAAUUAGUAACUAUACCUCAUAAACAUAAUACUUCUAAUAAAAUCCUGGAUAGAAAAAGAUAUGUUGAAAAAAUUCAUCAAAAAGUUAUUGACAUGUUGAAAGAUGCAAUUUAUAUUGAUGAAACUGGAUUUAAUUUGCACUUAUCUUCUUCUCAUGGCCAUUCACUUCAGGGACAACCUGCAGUUCAAGUGGUAGAAACACAAAAAGGAAAAAAUAUUACAGUUAUUGCAGCAAUCAACAAAAAUGGUGUUUUAAAUUACACUGCAUAUUUGGGAUCAGCUAAUGCUGAUACUUUUGCUGAAUUCAUUCAAGAGCUUAUUUUCUUAGUUCCUAUAAAUAAAAAAAAAUUUUUAAUUAUAGAUAAUGCAGUGAUCCAUUAA
Molecule: messenger RNA, 462 nt
Organism: Cetraspora pellucida
Lineage: Eukaryota; Fungi; Glomeromycota; Glomeromycetes; Diversisporales; Gigasporaceae
Source: the annotation of a GenBank genome assembly